Messenger RNA from Cryptomeria japonica (Japanese cedar), 877 nucleotides. Its product is annotated as AP-1 complex subunit sigma-2. NCBI's taxonomy places the organism in Eukaryota, Viridiplantae, Streptophyta, Pinopsida, Cupressales, Cupressaceae. The record is from RefSeq and is a predicted model, not a curated record. Gene Ontology annotation, biological process: intracellular protein transport; vesicle-mediated transport. Gene Ontology annotation, cellular component: AP-1 adaptor complex; intracellular membrane-bounded organelle; membrane coat. The transcript has 7 exons. Gene Ontology annotation, molecular function: clathrin-cargo adaptor activity. Bases 158 to 643 code for a protein of 161 amino acids.
AUGUAUUUUGCUUUUAGUCAAAAGGACAGAUUUAAAAGGAAAAUUUGUUUCGCCAAGAUGUUUUAUUUCUGUGUACUAUUACUUAGAUCUCUUUGUUGAUCUUUGUGAGGCGAAAUAUUAUAAAUAUAUACAAGUGGUGGGUGAGUUCCUAAGAACAAUGAUUCAGUUUGUGCUUCUAAUUAGCCGGCAGGGCAAAGUGAGAUUGACCAAGUGGUAUUCUCCUUAUUCACAGAAGGAGAGAACAAAGGUAAUUCGUGAACUUAGUGGAGUGAUUCUUAGCAGAGGACCCAAGCUUUGUAAUUUUGUUGAAUGGAGAGGUUUCAAGGUUGUAUACAAAAGGUAUGCCAGCUUGUAUUUCUGCAUGUGCAUUGAUGGGGAGGACAACGAGCUAGAGAUCCUUGAGAUAAUUCAUCACUAUGUUGAGAUUCUUGACCGCUACUUUGGCAGUGUUUGUGAGUUGGAUCUCAUCUUCAACUUUCAUAAAGCCUAUUACAUUCUAGACGAACUUUUGAUUGCUGGAGAGCUUGUAGAGCCAAGUAAGAAGACCAUUGCACGAGUUAUAGCUGCUCAGGAUUCUUUGGUGGAGAGUGCCAAAGAACAGGCUAGUUCUUUGAGCAAUAUAAUUGCACAGGCAACCAAAUAGAAUUCCUGUAAAUACAUUUCCUCAUCCAGUUUAUGACAGAAUUUUUCAGGACAUUCUUGUAUUUCUAGGGUGAUUUUUUCUAGGAAUGUCAAAUCUACAGCUUGUUUACAAGUAUUAAUUGCUGUCCUUUGAAAGUUUUGUUGGAGGUACAGAGCCUUGAAUAGGAGGGACAUUUAAUUUGUUUUUUGCAUGUUUUGCCAAAUUAUGUAAGAGUAUUUUCAGCAUUUCAUAUCA